GCCUUGACGCAGACGGAGGUGUGGAUGGAGGCGACGCAUCUUGGGAGAGAAACUGACCUCUGCGCGAAGUUGAGCUCUGCCGUUUUAAUGCCGGGGCCGGACGCCGUUGCCUUGAGAGCAUGUUCGGGCUGCCUGAGGCGAAGGGAAGGCUGCGUUUCCGUGAUGGCGACAACAGCACAGCCGCUGCUCCCAUGACAUGACGACGGCCGAGGCGAAAGUUUGAGCAACAACUUGGUCGCGUGUCUGAAACUCUUCAGUUACUAACGUUACAAGAAGAAAAAAAGAGAGAAAGAAAAUUAACAACUGCCGCAGCCAUGGCAAACUUGGCCUCGCUUUCGAUUUGGACAUUUGUUUUUAGCUUCUGCUUCGGAGCGACGGAAUGUCACUUUUCAAUCCCGCUGAAAAUAUUCCCGGGGAAGUUUAACGUCUCGGCCGGGGCGAACCGGUCCUCCGUGCGGGUCCUGGCGCUGCGCUCGGACGGGGACGGCCUGUCUCUGGCCUCGGACCCCAGCGGCACUGUCAACUUUCUGGACAUGGUGAACAACCUGGAAGGGGACUCUGGGAGAGGCUACUACAUAGAGAUGUCCAUCGGCACUCCGGGCCAAAAGCUCAACAUCCUGGUGGACACGGGCAGCAGUAACUUCGCUGUGGCCGCUGCUCCACACCCGCUCAUCACGCGCUACUUCAACACCGACCUCUCCAGUACCUACGAGUCCACGGGCCGCUCGGUGGCCGUCAGGUACACACAGGGCAGUUGGGAAGGCGAGCUGGGAACCGACCUGGUCACCAUCCCCAAGGGCCCGAACGGAUCCAUCGCCAUCAACAUCGCCGGCAUCCUGUCGUCUGACGGCUUCUUCCUGCCCGAGAUCAAGUGGCAAGGCAUCCUGGGGCUGGCCUAUCCAGCGCUGGCACGGCCCGACCCGUCCGUGGACCCGUUCUUCAACUCUGUGGUGAAGCAGCUGGGAAUUCCCGACACGUUUUCUCUGCAAAUGUGCGGGGCUGGACUAUCAGCCAGCAGCACAGUCGACCCUCCUGCUGGCAGUUUUAUAAUGGGUGGGGCUGAGCCAACUCUGUAUCGGGGGUCGAUUUGGUACACCCCUAUCGUAGAGGCCUGGUAUUACCAAGUGGAAGUUUUAAAGCUGGAAGUUGGAGACCAGAAUCUGAAUCUGGAUUGUAGAGAGUAUAACGUGGAUAAAGCCAUAGUUGACAGCGGGACGACGCUGCUGAGACUUCCGAUCAACGUCUUCAAUGCGGUGGUGGAAGCCAUCACACGCAGCUCUCGGAUCCAGGAUUUUUCUUCAGGGUUCUGGGAUGGCACCAAGCUUGCAUGCUGGCCGAAGGGUGAAAACCCCUGGGAUUUUUUCCCCAAGCUCUCAAUCUACCUCAGAGCCACCAACACUAGCCAGUCCUUCCGCAUUACCAUCCUGCCUCAGCUUUACAUCCAGCCAAUCGCAGACCUGGACGGCGAGCUGGACUGCUUCCGAUUCGGCGUGUCCUCGUCGGCUAACGGCUUGGUGAUCGGCGCCACCGUUAUGGAAGGUUUCUAUGUGGUGUUUGACCGCGCCCAGAAGAGACUGGGCUUCGCACUCAGCAGCUGUGCAGUGAGUGAUGGAGCGCCUCUUUCGGAGAUCGGCGGACCCUUCUCGGCGGCGGACGUGGCGGCGGACUGCUCCGGCGGCGUGCUGAAGGAGCCCGUCCUGUGGGUGAUCUCCUACGCCCUGGUGGCGGUCUGUGCCCUGAUCCUCAUCGGCCUGCUGCUGCUGCUCCUCCUGCCCUGCAGGCGCGGCGACGGCGGGGAGAUCACAGACGAGUCCUCGCUGGUGCGACACCGGAUCAAGUGACUGCGGGGAAACGGACGGGCUAGCGCGGCCAAAGGGCUGGGGGACUGCGGACCGAGCCCGUCCACAGCUGCGGAGUAGGAGGUGGGGUCAGUCUGCACUGAUCAGCCCCACUGAAUAUCGGACUGAAUUUAGACUGCUCUCCUCAGCAUGACCCCUGGAGGUAGACGGACAGUUCAGCUACCUCUUAAAGGGAACCCCCCCCCCAAAAAAAAAAAAAAACACCCCCUUGAAAACGUCCUUAACCAGCUGCUAAAGCUGAAUGUAUGCUGACGGUUUUCCUCAGUGGCUUAUUUUUCUUACACCCACUUGUAAUCAUACAAGGUGAACAAUGUCUAGAUAAGAUGAUGAUGAUGCACUGACCAUAGCUUUUAUGAGCCAUAAUGCACUUGUGGUUAUGGCUCGUUUUUUUUUUUUUUUUUUCCCCCUAAUGGGAAGAUGAAUACACUAAGAUGUUUGUUCUCACUUUCUACAUCCCACUUGUGCCAAGGUAUUUGACAAAAUGUAGGAACCAACAUAUGACGCUCGACCAAACUUUAAAAAGAGCCACAAGGUAGCUUGUCUCUUUGCUGCACAUCACCCCAGCUGUGAGUAUUAUUAGACAAUCAAAGGUAAGGAGAUGGGGAGCACUUUUAGACCUCCGGUGUAUUAUUAUUAUUAUUGUUAUUAUUCAAGGGGCAUGUCAUUUUAAGUCUGUUGAUUAUAACAAAUCUUUCUUUUUGCAUUUUAUAACACUUCUUUGAUUUGAUUGUUGGGACGUUAUGCCCAUGUGGGAAAGGAGGUUUGGGGAAUUAAAGCUGCUCAAAUAACUAAUGGUAGUACUAUUGAUGCCUAAAUACUGUAGUGCCUUUGAUCCUUAGCCCUCUGCUCAGACAAAUCAAAUCAGCAGGUUGAGAUUUACUCUCCUGAAUUGCACUUUGUUUCCAAAGUCAAUCAACAGUAUGAUGUAAAGUGACAGAUCAAUAUCAGCUAUGCAUUUUUUUUUUGUAUUGUGAUUAUUUUACUUUCUUUGUAAUUAUUUCCAACCUUGUAGCCUAAUGUCCCAGGCUAUUUCUGUACAGCACCUUUUGUUUUACAAAGCCAUCACUACAUGUGUGGGAUUCGUGAAGUGCAUAAGUUGGAGAAAGACUCAUGCACUCUGGGUAAGACUAUAAAUAAUAAAUUGCAAAUCUGACUUGAUGGCUACUAACUAAAGUCUUUGCAGACUGUGACACAGGAGACAGCUUCUGUUGUAAAGACGGAUAUGAAUGCUACACAAGAUGUCUCUCUGCUAAAGCUGUGGAGAGGAAAACUGUGUGGAAUAAUGUAGAUUUCAUUUUAUGUGAGAUACCAUGAACUAAACACCCAUAGUGUGAACAUGUAAAUCUUUAAUUUGAGGUACACACAACUAUUUGACUGUUCAUUUAUUUAACCAUUAUUUAAUUCAUGUUUUCUGUGCCAAACAUUGGAACUGUGCUGUAAAUAAAAAUUUGGGACAAAUCA
This is a messenger RNA of Fundulus heteroclitus (mummichog), 3320 nucleotides long. RefSeq names its product beta-secretase 2 (gene bace2). Gene Ontology annotation, biological process: amyloid-beta metabolic process; membrane protein ectodomain proteolysis. Lineage: Eukaryota; Metazoa; Chordata; Actinopteri; Cyprinodontiformes; Fundulidae. The record is from RefSeq and is a predicted model, not a curated record. Gene Ontology annotation, molecular function: aspartic-type endopeptidase activity. Gene Ontology annotation, cellular component: membrane; endosome; trans-Golgi network.